Molecule: messenger RNA, 504 nt
Organism: Cutaneotrichosporon oleaginosum
Lineage: Eukaryota; Fungi; Basidiomycota; Tremellomycetes; Trichosporonales; Trichosporonaceae
Biological process (GO): mitochondrial respiratory chain complex I assembly; response to oxidative stress
Cellular component (GO): membrane
Source: RefSeq, a predicted model, not a curated record
CUCACCUGACGCCCAUUACUCGCCACCUAACCGACGCCGAACACCAUCACCGAGUCAUCAUGGUCAGCCUCGCACGGACGAUCCGGCAUGCGCGCAAGGUCGGGCUGAAGGAGUGGUUCUACCAGCUCGGCACAAUCGGUGACGCCAAGGCCGGAACUAUGGUCGGCAAGGACCAGUUCGGGAACCGGUACUUCCAGGAGUACGACGCGAACGAGGAGCUGCCCGGCCGUCAGCGCUGGGUGCUGUACGAGCAGUACGACUUCAACGCGUCGCAGGUCCCGCGCGAGUGGGCUUCGUGGCUCAACCACAUCCGCAUGGAGCCGCCCACUGAGGACCCCGUUGUUAAGAAGAGCGAGCAGCCGUGGCAAGUGCCUUACUUUGAGAACCUUACCGGCACGCGUGGCAAGUUCACCACGUACUCGACCGUCAAGCCCAAGGUUGAGGCAUGGGAGCCCAAGAUCAAGCCCCGCUCAUAGGUCAAUCUCAUAAGGAGUAUGCAUAAGU